Messenger RNA from Hydra vulgaris (swiftwater hydra), 446 nucleotides. Lineage: Eukaryota; Metazoa; Cnidaria; Hydrozoa; Anthoathecata; Hydridae. The record is from RefSeq and is a predicted model, not a curated record.
CUGCCGUCAAUACAUCUUGUACACCAAAACCUAGAAAGUCUUUUAUUAAGCUUACAAACAGGAUGAAGCAUAAAAGAACAGAUAGUCUUAGAGAACAAGAGGUGGAAAAACUGCAACAUGCUGUCAAAAGGUUUAAAUCUAAUUCUUCUACUGAUGGUAGGGCUAUUUUAUAUGGUUCAAAUUUGUCAUUGCAAGCUCUUUGUAAUUUGAAACUUACAGAUAGAACAUGGACUGAAUUUAAAAAUAUAGUGACUCAUAAUCGUCAUCUUGUUCCUCCAGGUUUAACCAAGUUGAAGCAAUACAAAAAAUUGACAUAUCCAGAACAGGUUGAAUAUUCUGAAACCGAAGUAAAAUGUAGAAAGUAACUGCAUAAUGAGUUUAUCACAAGAAGAGCGUGAUAAUGUACAAAUUAUUUGCAAAGUAGGAGAUGAUGGUCAAAGUGAUCA